This is a messenger RNA of Arachis ipaensis, 837 nucleotides long. The record is from RefSeq and is a predicted model, not a curated record. Lineage: Eukaryota; Viridiplantae; Streptophyta; Magnoliopsida; Fabales; Fabaceae.
AUGGGAACAUUGCCGGAGAAGUGUGAUGACCCGGGCCCUUGUAUGGUCACUUGCACCAUCAAUGGAGUUCAAUUUAGAGAUUGUAUGUGUGACCUCGGAGCAUGUGUUAGCAUCAUGCCGCUCUCCGUCUACCGGGUAUUGAAGUUGCCACCGCUAAAAAGGUCGACGGCAAGAUUUGUCCUAGCGGAUAAAAGCAUAAUAACCGUAGCAGGUGUUGCGGAAGAUGUAUUGGUGAAUAUAAAGGGGUUGGUGUUUCCAAUUGACUUCUAUGUCCUUGAAAUGCCGUCAAGCGAAACCGAGAGAGCAUCAUCUAUCCUACUUGGAAGGCCAUUCUUGAGAACUUCUAGAUUUAAGCUUGAUGCUUACUCGGGGAACUACUCAUUUGAAAUAGAUGGGAGAAUUGUGAGCUUUAGCCUAGAGGAAGCAAUGAAGCAUCCACCGGAGAACCACUCUCUAUUUCGGUGUGACCCAAUCGAUAACAUAGUAGCCGAAGUGCAUCUUGCAAGAUUAGAUGAGAAGUGCAUGGUCAAAGAAGCGAAUGAAGAGUCAAGCGAACUAAAUACCACACAUCAUACAAACCAUCCGGAAACUCAAACUUCAAGGAAUGACAAGAAGAUGGAAUUGAAGCCACUACCACCUCACUUAAGGAUGGUCAUCAAAAAGGACAACGGGAAAGGCCCCAAGAAGCCAGCUUCCAAUAAAGUGUGCCAAGAACUAACGGCCAGGCCCCUCCUGAAGAAGACCAAGGGCCCGUUGACGUUCGAGAGAAGGACAACCCUCCUAAGGAUUCAAACAAGUUUCCCAACCGGUACUGCGAACUUGUUUACUCCAGAAUGA